AUGACUUCGUCCAUCGGCAUUCCGAUCAAGCUGCUUAACGAGGCCCAGGGCCAUAUCGUCACCCUGGAGCUGACUACUGGUCAGACCUAUCGCGGUAAGCUGAUCGAGGCCGAAGACAACAUGAAUGUCCAGCUCAAGGAUAUCACUGUGACGGCCCGUGACGGCCGCGUCAGCCACCUGGAACAAAUUUACAUCCGCGGCUCGCAUGUCCGUUUUUUCAUCGUCCCUGACAUGCUUAGGAAUGCGCCUAUGUUUCGCAGCCGCAACGUUCGUGGCCGUGGUGUCGGCCUUGCCCGCGGUAGGGCCACAGUUAGCCGUGCUCGUGCUAGCGGCCGUGGCCGGUAA
Molecule: messenger RNA, 345 nt
Organism: Thermochaetoides thermophila DSM 1495
Lineage: Eukaryota; Fungi; Ascomycota; Sordariomycetes; Sordariales; Chaetomiaceae
Product: small nuclear ribonucleoprotein smD3-like protein
Exons: 4
Coding region: 1-345 (114 amino acids)
Biological process (GO): RNA processing; spliceosomal snRNP assembly
Cellular component (GO): commitment complex; pICln-Sm protein complex; U4 snRNP
Molecular function (GO): RNA binding
Source: RefSeq, a predicted model, not a curated record